AUGCCGAGCGGCGACAAAAAAAUCGACACCAGAAACGGUGACGGCCACGACGACAACAGAAGCGACUACUGCGAUGACGACUACGUGCCACCUGCGCAGCGUGGGGUGUUGUUUUUCUCGACCAUCCCGCGCGACAUGCGACCACAGGAGGUGCGCAUGCACUUUAAUGAGUUUGGUAAGAUUCUGCGACAGAAAUUUACGCCUUUUCCAAAGAAGGAGCGACGCCCUGGCGGCACGUUGCUUCCGCUGCAGUUUAUGAAUGGAUACUUGGAGUUUGCACACGCCGAGGACGCGCGACGGGCGGCGGCGGCGAUGAACGGGACGCCUGUCGCAUGCAAGCGACGCCGCAAGUGCCACGGCCAGCUGUGGACAGUGAAGUUCCUUGACGACUUCACGUGGGACACGUUGCUUGAGCAGAAGGAGGAGACACGGCGCACACGGCGGCAGCGUGAGGCGGAGGCACGCAGCGCGGAGCGCGCCAUCAACGAAGCGUACCGCGCUGCCGUCCUGGGGGCGAUGCGGCGCAAACACACACGCGGCGAAGGAGGAGCCUCACCGAAGGAACCGAAUGAAUGCCGCAGUCCUAAGAAGACAGAGCGGCGAGAGCAAAAUGUCACUGGGAGGAUGUUACGUGAUGUUUCUGUUUCUUCUGAUUCCGUUGGUGCUGCUGCUGUGACUCCUCUUGAGGUGGUGAAGAAGAAGCGGAGGAAAGAAUGA
Trypanosoma cruzi is the source of this 717-nucleotide messenger RNA. RefSeq lists its product as uncharacterized. Lineage: Eukaryota; Euglenozoa; Kinetoplastea; Trypanosomatida; Trypanosomatidae. The record is from RefSeq and is a predicted model, not a curated record. The transcript has a single exon. Gene Ontology annotation, cellular component: nucleolus. Gene Ontology annotation, molecular function: RNA binding. Bases 1 to 717 code for a protein of 238 amino acids. Gene Ontology annotation, biological process: endonucleolytic cleavage in 5'-ETS of tricistronic rRNA transcript (SSU-rRNA, 5.8S rRNA, LSU-rRNA); small-subunit processome assembly; endonucleolytic cleavage to generate mature 5'-end of SSU-rRNA from (SSU-rRNA, 5.8S rRNA, LSU-rRNA).